AUGGAGGCCGUGCAGAGCUGCCGCUUCUCCCCGAGCGAGCUCUUCUACGACAGCUCCUGCCUCUCGUCCCCGGAGGGCGACUUCGCCGAGGACGUGGCGGCGCGGGCCGCGGGCGCCCGCGAGGAAGAGGAGGAGGAUGAGGAGGAGGACGAGGAGCACGUGCGGGCGCCCCGCGGGCACCGCCAGGCCGGGCCCUGCCUGCUGUGGGCCUGCAAGGCCUGCAAGAGGCGGCCCUCGAGCACGGACCGCCGGCGGGCGGCCACCAUGCGGGAGCGGCGCCGCCUCAAGAAGGUCAACCAGGCCUUYGAGACGCUCAAGCGCUGCACGGCGGCCAACCCCAGCCAGCGGCUGCCCAAGGUGGAGAUCCUGCGCAGCGCCAUCCGCUACAUCGAGAGCCUCCAGGAGCUGCUGCGCCAGCAGGUGCAGAGCUACUACGAGCUGCCGGGGCAGAGCUGCUCCGAGCCCGCCAGCCCCGCCUCGAGCUGCUCGGACACGGAAACUAAAAGAUGACUCGAUGCUGGGCAGAUGGCCUUGGUGCUGAAGCCUGCCCU
This is a messenger RNA of Nothoprocta perdicaria, 551 nucleotides long. It is a transcript of the gene MYF5, whose product is annotated as myogenic factor 5. The transcript is spliced from 2 exons. The coding region runs from base 1 to 510 and encodes 169 amino acids. Gene Ontology annotation, molecular function: DNA-binding transcription factor activity, RNA polymerase II-specific; RNA polymerase II cis-regulatory region sequence-specific DNA binding; protein dimerization activity. Gene Ontology annotation, biological process: muscle organ development; regulation of transcription by RNA polymerase II; positive regulation of myoblast differentiation. NCBI's taxonomy places the organism in Eukaryota, Metazoa, Chordata, Aves, Tinamiformes, Tinamidae. The record is from RefSeq and is a predicted model, not a curated record.